Sebastes umbrosus (honeycomb rockfish) is the source of this 3959-nucleotide messenger RNA. RefSeq names its product zinc finger, matrin-type 4a (gene zmat4a). NCBI's taxonomy places the organism in Eukaryota, Metazoa, Chordata, Actinopteri, Perciformes, Sebastidae. Gene Ontology annotation, molecular function: nucleic acid binding; zinc ion binding. The coding region runs from base 89 to 871 and encodes 260 amino acids. The transcript is spliced from 7 exons. Gene Ontology annotation, cellular component: nucleus. The record is from RefSeq and is a predicted model, not a curated record.
UGUACUACACCGUGGACAAACUGCCGCCAACAGUAGAGACGCGUCUCCUCGCUCCGUCUGCCGCUGUUCAGCCUCUGUCUGCCGGUUAAUGGAUUAUACAGUCUCCCUCCAAGUGCAACAUCAGCUGGCGGUGUUCCCGACGCACUUCUACCAGGGCUACAGUGUGGAGUUACAGAUGAAGUCAACAGAGGUGGACCAAGGGCUUUUCACAGACAGCUACUGCAAAGUGUGCAGUGCUCAGCUCAUCUCCGAAUCCCAGAGGGUUGCCCAUUAUGAGAGUCGGAAACACGCCAAUAAAGUGCGGCUGUAUUACAUGCUACAUCCUGUGGAUGGAGGCUGCCCUGCCAAGAAGCUCAGAACAGACAACGGCAGCGACAAGGGCGACGUGGACAAGAAUAAGUGCUGCACGCUGUGUAACAUGUCCUUCACCUCAGCAGUGGUGGCACAGUCACAUUACCAGGGUAAAAUCCACGCCAAGAGGCUAAAACUGCUACUGGGGGAGCAGCCUGCCAUCACAACCAAAGAGGCGUCCCCCAGUCCUGUAAAGAGCUCCCCAGAAACGUCUCCCAUGACCUCCCCGCGACAGCGCCGCGACUCGGACCGCUACUGCCAGCUAUGCAACGCCUGGUUCAACAACCCCGGCAUGGCUCAGCAACAUUACGAUGGCAAAAAGCACAAGAAGAACGCUGCCAGAGCAGACCUGCUGGAACAGCUGGGCAAGACCCUGGACAUGGGAGAGAUGAAAGGGCUGAAACGGAGCUAUACCUGUGAAGUCUGCAGCGUCACACUGAACUCGGUGGCACAGUACCACGCACAUCUGCAGGGCUCAAAGCACCAAAACAAUCUGAAGAAUCAGAUCUGUGUCCAGUGAGUGCGGGCCGAAGAUAAAAACCAACUAUUGGAUUGAUGUCAGACAAGCUGUGGUCAGCUUGCCCUGCUUUUUCUGCCUCUGCCCCGCUUCUGCUCUCCUCCACAUCAUUUUGAUUUCUCUCUCUCUCUCUCUCUCUCUCUCUCUCACACUCUCUCUCUCUCUCUCUCUCUCUCUCUCUCUCUCUCAUCUGUCUUUCACUCUGUCUCUUUCAGCCGCCCUGACGAGGAGGAAAAUAAAGAGAUUUUUUUUUUCAAACACUCCAGCAGCUCUCUCACCUGUCGGCAUACAGAACAGUUUAAACUGUUGCUCUGCUCUUAAAACAUUGACCUUUGACAUUCCACUGCAGCUGUGUUUUUUUUAUCCACUGACAGUCUGGAUCUGAUACACAGCAGCCUUUCUAAAACUGCAUGGACUAAAUUAGGCUUUAUUUUCCAGAGGAUGCUAAGAACUGUAAGUGGAAUUAUGACUUGAGAAUUUAAGGGGUUGAUUUGAAAUGUUUUUGUUUGCUUUUACUUGAAUGAAACAGAGUGUAUUUAUGUUGAAAUUAAAAGGUAAAGAUAUACAUUAUUUAGCACUGUGGGCUUCAACUAUGAGUCAGUCAUUCAGCCCUCAGAUUCUGUACGGUACACACAGUGCAACUCAACUAGAACUCUUUUAUUGCACACAUGCUUGCAGCGGAGCUAAAUUCCCUUGUGUCUUAAAGGGGUUGAUGGCAAUAAUGACACCGGCCGGACUUUUACUACAUGUUGUAAUGGUAUUAUCUUCUACGGGCUUGACUCUGAUAGAAUUAAUACGAUGUGUCUGCAUCUACACAGGAACAGAAGAUCAUUUUUUAAAGCUUUUAUUAUUAUAUUAUUAUAUUUAUUAUUAUUAACAUUCUUAUAUCAGCAAUAAUAGCAUUGCAAUCACCAAGUUAUUGCUGAGGAUUAGGGUCAGGCGUAAGGGGGAAAAAUGAGAGGAGGAAGAUUUGUUUUAAUUAGUUUGCAUAUUUAUUCUCAUCAUUUCGUCUUUAUUCUAGAAAUGGUAUUUUGACUUUAUUCUCAAUGUUUAGACUUUAGUCUCAAAGUGCAAAAAAGGAAAACUUCACUAAUAACGAAAGUUUGACUUUAUACUCAAAAUUAAAAAUAAUAAUAAAAAAAAUCCUCCUCCUCUUUUUUCCCCCGUUAUGUCUGUCACUAAUUAUUUUCCAUAAAUGUUGAGAUCUGGCGAGGCAAGAAACACGAGCAGUGCUCACCUUUUGAUUUGACCCCCCAAGUAAAGCGGUUUAGAUAAUUAGGCUAAAUUCAGCGAUGCAAACUACUUGCUUUUCGGCAAAUGAUGCUUUUUUUCACGUCAGUUUGAGUGACUUUUGUGCAAUAAAUGUCAUGACUGAGGUCUGCCAGGUAAGCAGGUAGCCUGUCCAAUCAUCAAUGUAAUGAUUGGACGGUUUAUUACAGUCCUGCGACAGCCACAGAUACCAGAUUUUUUUCUUUCUUUUUUUUUGUCAGAGCAUUUGAUUUAUUGAUUGCUGUCAGAAUAUGAAGAUAAUUUCAACUAAUAUAACAAAAGAUGUUUGUAUAAUCUUUACCAACCCUACCUUUAAUUACAAAAGUUCUGAUCAGUCACGUUUACAAUCAGGCAGGCAAACUCAUUAAAAUAUGCAGUCAUUAAGAUCAGUGUAUGUGAUGGAAUAGCAGCAUUAGAAUGUCCCAGAGGAACCAGAUUUGGGCUUUUAUGGACCCUCCUAGCUGUCUACUUUUUCCCACUGGCUGGCUACUCCAGAUACUUGUGGAAUUUCCUAUUUAUAUAAGCAUAUAAUGCAGGCCUUCGUCGUACGGUUACAUGAUAUUAUGAUGUCACAUUCGGGUAUAGCUCUCUCUUUUUUCACCAUACAUGUGUUUGCAUCCCAAAACCGCCGGCUUGUUUACAACCUCACUGAUCGACUGACCGCUCGUGUUUCUUGCCCGACGGCACCGUGCUCCCAGAUCUGAGAGUGAGGAAAUUUUGACCAACAUAAAUGAUGUCCAAUGCUUAAACCAAACAAAAAUUUGACUCCUCCAGAUUUAAACAGAUAUGAGAAGACAUGAUCUCUUGUACAAAUUCAGAUUUGUUUCUUCUUUUGCUGUGUAAUGCAGCUUAUACAGUCUACUGUCUGCAGCCAGUGGCUUAGACGUAUAUAGAGGCUUAGAAAUAUUCCGUCUGGUUAAGAUGCUUUCAUUUCAGUAUGGUCUUCAUCUCAGGGAGGUGUAACUGGUUGCUUUAGUGAAAUUUAACACUGCUGUUGAGUCAAAUGUACUGAGUCCAUUCCACUGCAGAGUCCUGUAGAACGUGUUGGUAGAUGAGAUAACAUGGACCGAACCAUAACGGUGUAUGGUAUCACAGAAAGAAUAACAGAAUCUUAUUCAAAGCUUAUGUAGCAUUCUUCUUUCUUACAUGUCAUUGUUAAGAAAUUAAAGAUGUUGACUUUAAAGCCAGUGUUGUAUAAAUGAGAACUAUGAGGUAAAUUAUAAAUGAAUAAUAUAUUACUGUCGUGGAUCAGAUUAUCACUUUGUAAUUGCUAUCUGUUUACAGUCUAAGUGAUUUAUUCUACUGUUCUUUUCAGUGUCAACUGCAGAACUGUGUUUGAUCAAAAUGUAGCUUUGACUCAUGUUGUUAAAGCGCUUUAUUUUGCAGAGCGAACCUCGACGUUAAUUGACAGCUGAAAUCACUUGAACUCCGAGCUGGAUAUUUGUACUGUAGAGAAAGAGAAAGAAAUCAUCGCAACACAUCAUGGACUGAAAAACUGUUGCUGGCUGAUGUCAGAGAGCCGCCAGCCGAUGGGAGUGACGCCACCGCCGACAACAUUAACAAAAAAUUUAUAGAAAUGUGUUUUUUUAAUAUUGCAAAUAAGAAGUGCACGUAUGACCUGUUCUUGCAAGUCAAAAAAAAAAAAAAAAAGAAACUCCACUGAAAUGCUUUGCUCAUUCUGAGCUGAUAACAUUUGCAUCAGUCGUUUCUCCUCCAUCACAGGAAGUCCACCUCUCAUACUCCCUCUAGUCCCCCUUGUGCUCUGGGUUAUGUGCUCUACUGUGUCUGAGAAAAGAAUAAAAGACACUUGCAAAUACACAAA